Molecule: messenger RNA, 2235 nt
Organism: Pseudopipra pipra
Lineage: Eukaryota; Metazoa; Chordata; Aves; Passeriformes; Pipridae
Gene: RNFT2
Product: ring finger protein, transmembrane 2
Exons: 12
Coding region: 749-2098 (449 amino acids)
Biological process (GO): positive regulation of ERAD pathway
Molecular function (GO): ubiquitin protein ligase activity
Source: RefSeq, a predicted model, not a curated record
GCCGGCCCCGAGCGGGAGGCGGAAGCCGCGGCCGGGCGUGCGCGGGGCGGGACCGGGAGCGGGAGCGGCACCGGGAUCGGGAUCGGGAUCGAGAUGUGCUGUGAGCACUGGGAGCCAGGGGCAUUGCAGUCAUCCAGUCUGAGGGACCUGUGGUGAGCUGGAAAUCUGGACCAGCUUGGAUUCUCUGUGGAACUCAGUGUAUGAGCUGUCUGCACCCUCUGGAGCUUCCAUCUCUCCCACAGUGGCACCUGGCACCUCUGGAUAAGGCUGUUGUUCAGAUCCUUAUAAAAAGAACGUAGGCCGUGAAAAUCCAGCACAAGCUGAAACGUAUAGCAAGAGAUUCAAAACCUGCUGGGACUUACAAGUUUUACAAACCAGGUUUCUGCAGAAGAGGAAGAAGAGGUUUCAUUCCCAAGAGCGGAUGUGGGGUGGCGUGUCACAGCAGGAGCCACCCUGUUAGAUGUCCUCGAGGUCUUUCCCAGGACAUGCCAGCUGGGCACUGCCCUGUCCUGCCCAAGGGGACCUGACUAGUUGCUGCCCUGCCUGGAGCCCCGUGUCCCUGUGCUGCCACAACUUCCACGUUGUUCCUGUGCACGUGGGCUGAGGAACAGCCGGGAGCCGGAGGGGCUGUGCCGCAGGAGGAGGUGCUUGGUGCCAGCCAUGUGCCCAGCUGGGUGGCACCCCCAGCCCCCCGACGCCGAGGGCCUGUCUCAGUAGCCCCCCCAGGAUCUGCUGCCCCGCGCCGUUGAUGUUGAGCGUGUUGUGCUUCAGGGUGCUGAGGAAAAUGCAGAGGCGGCACAGCAGCAACACGGACAACGCGCCUCCGGAAAGGAACCGGAGCCAGACGGUGAGUUCCGAGACCAGCGUGGAUGAGAGCGGAGUGUUCGAAAGCCUCAAGGCCGAGGCCUCCUCCCCUCAGCAGCUCUUCUCGGGGCUGGCCGGGAUCCCCUCGGGCACCAUCACGGCCGCGCCCUUCCAGUCGGGGUUGGUGCUGGGCUCCUCGGCGGGAGGCGGCGAGGUCUUCAUCCAGAUGCCGGCCCCGCGGGAGGAGGGGGCCGGCCGCGCCGAGGGAGCCCCGUUCCACCACCACCGCCAGCCCUCCCACCACUUCCACCACGGCCACCACCGCGGCUCCUCCCUGCUGCACAUGGCGGGGGGCGACCGGCACGGCCACGCCGAGGAGGGCCCGGACGAGCAGGGGGGCACCCCGGCCCCAGCCCUCUCAGAGCUGAAGGCCGUCGUCGGGUGGCUGCAGAAGGGGCUUCCCUUCAUCUUGAUCCUCCUGGCUAAAGUUUGCUUCCAGCACAAGCUUGGGAUUGCUGUGUGCAUUGGCAUGGCCAGCACCUUCGCCUACGCCAACUCCACGCUCCGAGAGCAGGUCGCCCUGAAGGAGAAGAGAUCAGUGCUGGUUGUGUUCUGGAUCCUGGCCUUUCUCACUGGAAACACCUUGUACUUGCUUUACACAUUCAGCUCUCAGCAGCUCUACAACAGCCUGAUCUUUCUGAAGCCCAACCUGGAGAGGCUGGACUUCUUCGACCUGAUGUGGAUCGUGGGCAUCGCAGACUUCGUGCUCAAGUACCUCACCAUCGCCCUCAAAUGCCUCGUGGUGGCCCUGCCCAGGAUCAUCCUGGCUGUCAAGUCCAAGGGCAAGUUCUACCUGCUCAUCGAGGAGCUGAGCCAGCUGUUCCGCUGCCUGGUGCCCAUCCAGCUGUGGUACAAAUACAUCGUGGGAGACGAUCCCUCGGGCAGCUACUUCCUGGGGGGAGUCCUGAUCAUCAUGUACAGCCUCUGCAAGUCCUUUGACAUCUGUGGCCGUGUGGGAAGCGUCAGGAAGGCACUGAAGGUCCUUUGCACCCCCCAGACCUACGGGGUCCGUGCCACCAGCCAGCAGUGCAGCGAGGCAGGAGACAUCUGUGCCAUCUGCCAGGCAGAGUUCAGGGAGCCUCUGAUCCUCCUGUGCCAGCACGUGUUCUGCGAGGAGUGCCUGUGCCUGUGGUUCGACAGGGAGAAGACGUGUCCCCUGUGCCGCUCGGUCACCGUGGAGACCCUGCGCUGCUGGAAGGAUGGCACCACCUCUGCCCACUUCCAGGUCUACUGACACAGGGCACCUCAUGCAGGGGAGAGGAAAAACCUGGAAAAUCACCCCGUGCCCCCCCGUUUAGCUGCCCUGUGUGUUUGUUGUCAGCCUUCCUCCCAGCUCUGUCCCUCCAGGAGCCAACGGAACAGUCGUCACUG